Messenger RNA from Symbiodinium necroappetens, 258 nucleotides. NCBI's taxonomy places the organism in Eukaryota, Dinophyceae, Suessiales, Symbiodiniaceae. The record is from the annotation of a GenBank genome assembly.
AUGGUCUCGGUGCUGCUGGCCUACGCCACAUACCAGCGCUGCGUGUUGUAUUCGCCGCUGUUGUCAGGCGUGUACUGGUUGCUGACUGGCACGCUUGCAGUUUAUGUGGUGUUUGCAGCCAUCACCAGCAAGAGCCAUCUUCUUCUGGAGGAGCGGGAGCGGGAGCGGGAGCGGGAGCAGGAGCAGGAGCAGGAGCAGCUUGUGACUUCUUCCCUGCGGCAGUGCUUCGAUCGGCUCCGCUCCAUGAUUGAAAAAUAA